UAGCCUUAAGGCAACCAAACGAUUUUUCAGAAAGAAACAUAAUUCAGAAGAAUGUCUAUCAAAAGAUUGACAUUCAUAUCCGAUACAUACACCAUUUAAUUUACCGAACCAAACACCCCCUUAGGAAGCCUAAUGCAAUCCAAAAAAGAGCAUGAGUGGUCGGCUAUGGAGCAAGGUAAAGUUUGGACUUUACUAGAGGAUAGUAGUAGUGGAAUUAUGCCCAUAUUAAAAUUAAGUUAUGAUCAUCUGCCAUCACAUUUGAAACGUUGUUUUUCGUAUUGUUCAGUAUUUCCUAAGGAUUAUACAUUUGAUAAAAGAAAAUUGAUACAAUUAUGGAUGGCAGAGGGAUUCCUUGGAACCAAACGAAUGGAGGAUGUUGGCAAUGAAUAUUUCAAUAUCUUAUUGUGGAACUCUUUCUUUCAAGAUGCGGAGAAGGAAAAACAUGAAGAUAUAGUACUGACAUGCAAGAUGCAUGAUCUUGUACAUGAUCUUGCACAAUUUGUUGGAAAGCUUGAGUAUUCCCCUAUGGAAGCCAAUAAUGUGGAAGACAUUUCUGAUGAAGUUCGUGGUUUGUCACUUUUUUUGGAUGAUGAUGAUGAUAAAUUUGAAUUGGAAUUUCCGGAAGAAUCCUUGAAGAAGGCAAAGAAAUUACGGACACUAAUAUUUACUUCACAGUUCAAAUAUCCUUUGGUCUCAAAUGACAUGUUGGUGAAAUUCCAAAGCUUGCGUGUGUUGGGAUUAAGUAAUUGUUCGAUUUCUAACUUGCCUUCUUCAAUAAGAAAAUUGAAACAUUUAACGUACCUUUACCUCUCAGAUAAUCCAAUUGAUGUGUUGCCUGAGUCUGUCACUACCCUCUACAAUUUACAGACAUUAAAACUUCAAAAUUGCAAUAGUCUCCGAGAACUUCCCAAGGAAAUGAGUAAGAUGGUUAGCCUGAGACAUAUCGAACUAUCUGAUCGGAAUGAUGACUACAUUCGGAUGCCAAAUGAGUUGGGGAGAUUGACUAAUCAACAGACAUUAAGAAGAUUUAUUGUAGGCGAAGAUCUAGGAUGCAAUAUUAAACAGCUGAAGUGCUUGAAUAAUCUCAGAGGAGAAUUGACCAUAUCUUAAUUGGAGAAUGUAGCUAGUGGAAUAGAAGCCAAGGAGGCAAAUUUGAAAGGAAAGCAAGAUAUUUGUUCUUUAACAUUAAGGUGGGGGUGUUAUGGGUAUGGCAGUGAAAAUGAUAGUAGCAAAAUGUAUGAUGUGUUAGAAGGCUUAGAACCUCAUUCAAACUUGAAAAAGUUUUCAAUGGAACAAUUUCAUGGUUUAAAAUGUCCAACAUGGAUGGCAAGUGGUUUGUCUGCAUUCAAAAAUUUGAUUUUUUUCAAACUUGAAUGGUGCCCUAGAUUGGAAUAUGUCCCAACUCUUGGGGAGCUACCUUUACUUAGUUUCCUUCACUUAUAUUUUAUAAGGGUGAAAUGUCUUGGUUGGGAAUUCUAUUCUAGCAGCAAUAGUACUGGAUCAACUUCUUCAGGGACAGUUGCAUUUCCAUCGCUUAAGAAACUAAAGCUAUUUGACAUGCCUGAUUUGGUUGAGUGGUUGGAGGUGUUGCCUAAUUUCUUUCCAUCUCUUGAGAAGUUGUCAAUCAAUUAUUGCCCCAAGCUGAAAAUCAUGCCAAGUCGAUUCCCUUCCCUCAAAAGCUUACACUUUUAUGAAACAAAUGAGAUGGCACUAAGUUCAUUGUCAUGCAAGCUUAACUCUCUCAACCAUCUUCGUAUUACUGCUUGUCCAGACCUCAAAUCUGUGCCAGAGAGGUUGCUACAAAACAAUGCACAUGUUCUUCAGAAAGUGAAGAUUUCACAUUGCCAGAAGCUUGAAACAAUUUUUCGAAGUGAAGGAAGAGAGGGAUAUCCCAUUCCCCUAGUCUUUCCAUCUCUUCAAUCCUUGGAAAUAGAGAAAUGUCCUUCUGUUAAGCCUUUACUGGACAUACAGGGAAUGACUUCUCUUCAAAAGUUGGAAUUGAAAGACUUUGCAGAAUUGAAGUCAUUACCAGAGGGGUUGCAGCAGCUCACUAUGCUUGAGAGUCUACGCAUGGGUCGGUUUCCAGAGGGGAUGGAUUAUAUCAAAGGGGAAGAGGAUCUCCAACACCCUGUCUCCCUUCGAUGCCGAAGACUUAUUGGCUGGCCUCAGCACAAGAAUCUCCGAGACCAACUUAAGCACCUCACUAAGCUAACAUAAGUGAUCACAUGGUAAUAUAUUUCCCCAAGACUGUAGCUCAGUUAGCAAGGAACACACCUCUCAAUAAAGCCAGAAGAAUGGGUUUAAAAUGAGGGUUGGGCAAUUGGAGUUCCCCUGCUUUUGUGGCUUAAGGAGUAGAAGAUGCAGAAGCAAUCAAACAACUUACGUAAGAUGUUCAAAUGGACCAAAGAGGGAUGUUUGAAUCAUGGAUAGAGCGUUCUCGUUCAUGGGCAGAGGAGGGUUUUCUGACAGUAUACUUUCUUCCUCCAUCUUUGACAUUCAUAUAUUCCUUUGUGAUUUUAUCAAAGAUGACAGUUUGUUUAGUUGGGAAGUUUUUUUGGGACCCAAAACCUGUAGGUGUAUUUCCUUCCAAUUAUUCAUAUUCAGAUUCCUGUGAGUCUAAACUUCAACCUUUUAAGAAUUCGAAAUGGGAUAUGAAGGGGUUUCCGCCUAAGAUUGGAAAUUUUUGCUGGUUAGGGAAGCUUGAUAUCAGCAGUUCAUUUGGGUCGUCUAUAUUGGCUUUGUGACAGAGAGGGCUUCUCCAAGAGCCUGGUGGUGGAGGACAAGUCUACGACCAAGAGAUACAGAAUCUACCUUUUCGAGAUGCUGAGAAGGGAAGAAGAGUCCCAUCAUCGUCAUCUCCAAAGGAGUUCACCGUGUACCGUUAUGUGGGGGGCGACUUUACACAAUCAUCAACAUAUCUAGGGUGUAUUGUCUCAUUUUGUCGGAUUUCCUGCUGGAGCUCCUCCUCAUUACCUUCAAUCUCAACCUCCAUUUCACUGCUGGAGAGGACGAAGUAGCGGCCAUGCUUCCCGGCACUGUCCCCAGUCAUGAGGUUUGGAAGACUCGGAAUAAGUUUGUAUUUCAGCUCUGUGAGUCUGACUUAAUUGGCACUAUGAUCGCAGUGAAUCUCUCUGUGGAAGAAAGUCAUAUUGGUCUCCCCUUGUAUCCUGCUGGGGCUUGGCUUACUGCUUCAUCUCGGGGCAGCCGGGUGUUGUCAUCAGACCUGAAGGGGGUUUUCGGUUGCAGCCAUGGAAGCUGAGGCUAUUAGGGAUGGCCUGCUGUUGGCAUUUUGAUUUGGCUCAUCUGCUGUUCUUUGCUUCUCUGGUUGUCAAUUUGUUGUUCGUGCCCAUCAGUACAUGGAAUCUUUUCUUUAUUUGGCCUUUAAAUCUAUCGUGGAAGACAUUCUUUGUUCAGUUUCUGUAUUUUUAUUUUUUGUUAUUGUUCCUCUUUCCUCUGUUUGCAAGGCCAAUUUCUAAGCCAAGGCUGCUCUGAAAUUUGAUUUGUCUUGUGUGUGGUGUUGUUUAAAGCCACCCCCACCUCCUUUCUUCGUUCCACUGUAAUUUCUGAAAAGAGAUUCUCUCAUUUGGACUUCGAGCUUUAAUAAAUUUUAAUUUUUUGAUAA
Molecule: messenger RNA, 3622 nt
Organism: Macadamia integrifolia
Lineage: Eukaryota; Viridiplantae; Streptophyta; Magnoliopsida; Proteales; Proteaceae
Product: putative disease resistance protein RGA3
Exons: 4
Coding region: 133-1110 (325 amino acids)
Biological process (GO): defense response to other organism
Molecular function (GO): protein binding
Source: RefSeq, a predicted model, not a curated record